AACGGGGAGCUCGUCUCUCUCUCCUCCGCUCUAUUCAUCUUCUUCUUCGUGUUAAUGUGCAUGUAAACCUAGAAUCGAUUUCAUUUUGAUCGAGGAUCUGAACACUGUUUCGAAAGAGUAAAGAUGAGAGAGAUCAUUAGCAUUCAUAUUGGUCAAGCUGGUAUUCAGGUUGGGAAUUCUUGUUGGGAACUCUAUUGCCUUGAACAUGGAAUCCAGCCCGAUGGUACAAUGCCUAGUGAUUCAUCUGUGGGAGUUGCACACGAUGCAUUCAAUACCUUCUUUAGUGAGACAGGAUCAGGAAAGCAUGUACCAAGAGCAAUUUUUGUUGACCUAGAACCAACUGUUAUAGACGAAGUCAGAACAGGUGCAUACAGACAGCUUUUUCAUCCUGAACAACUAAUUUCAGGUAAAGAAGAUGCUGCCAACAAUUUCGCAAGAGGCCAUUACACAGUCGGGAAGGAGAUUGUCGAUCUUUGCCUCGACAGAGUAAGGAAGCUAGCUGAUAAUUGUACUGGUUUACAAGGGUUCUUGGUCUUCAAUGCUGUUGGUGGUGGUACUGGUUCAGGAUUAGGUUCAUUACUAUUAGAACGACUGUCUGUCGAUUAUGGAAAGAAAUCGAAACUUGGAUUCACCAUCUUCCCUUCUCCUCAAGUCUCUACAGCUGUUGUUGAACCAUACAACAGCGUUCUAUCGACUCAUUCUCUUCUCGAACACACAGACGUGGCAGUUCUCUUGGAUAAUGAAGCCAUAUAUGAUAUUUGCAGGAGAUCCUUAGCCAUUGAAAGGCCAACAUAUACAAAUCUAAACAGAUUAAUAUCUCAGACCAUAUCAUCUUUGACUACUUCAUUAAGAUUCGAUGGCGCCAUUAAUGUUGACAUCACUGAGUUUCAGACUAACCUUGUUCCUUAUCCCCGCAUACAUUUUAUGCUGUCUUCAUAUGCACCUGUAAUCUCAGCUGAAAAGGCUUAUCAUGAGCAGUUAUCUGUACCCGAGAUCACCAAUUCCGUGUUUGAACCUUCGAGUAUGAUGGCCAAAUGCGAUCCAAGGCAUGGGAAAUACAUGGCUUGUUGUUUAAUGUAUAGAGGAGAUGUUGUGCCUAAAGAUGUAAAUGCUGCUGUUGCUACAAUCAAAAGCAAACGGACUGUCCAAUUUGUUGAUUGGUGUCCAACCGGAUUCAAGUGUGGUAUAAACUACCAACCGCCUUCAGUUGUCCCGGGUGGGGAUCUAGCAAAGGUGCAAAGGGCGGUUUGCAUGAUCAGCAACAACACAGCAGUGGCUGAGGUGUUCUCGCGCAUCAACCAUAAGUUCGACUUGAUGUAUUCGAAGAGGGCAUUUGUCCAUUGGUACGUGGGUGAAGGAAUGGAGGAAGGAGAAUUCUCGGAGGCGCGUGAAGAUUUGGCUGCCCUCGAGAAAGAUUAUGAGGAAGUCGGAGCUGAGGCAGUCGAGGAAGAGGAAGAAGCGGGCGAUGAGUACUAAUUAUGCUACGGUUGGUUUCAUCCUCCCAUCGAUUUAUGGCGUGCAUUUAAAGUUCCCGCUCAUUUUGAUUGCUUGUAUGAAAUUUGUGGCAUUGUUGGGGCAAUUUGUGUAUUGUAUUGUAAUUGUAAUUGUUGUUCAUUUUGUUGGUGGUGCUAAGAAAAGAUUUGAUCAUUUGGUGGUGUGCUAAUAGAAAGUCAUAUUAUUGUUGGUCUUUUAA
Impatiens glandulifera is the source of this 1693-nucleotide messenger RNA. RefSeq names its product tubulin alpha-6 chain-like. Gene Ontology annotation, molecular function: structural constituent of cytoskeleton; GTP binding. Bases 124 to 1476 code for a protein of 450 amino acids. The record is from RefSeq and is a predicted model, not a curated record. Gene Ontology annotation, cellular component: microtubule; cytoplasm. The transcript is spliced from 3 exons. Gene Ontology annotation, biological process: microtubule cytoskeleton organization; mitotic cell cycle. Lineage: Eukaryota; Viridiplantae; Streptophyta; Magnoliopsida; Ericales; Balsaminaceae.